GCGAACGGUCGGCCACGGACGGUGGCACUUCAACCGGCGACGGGCAAGCGAGCGCGCUACCUCAGUGUCGGCGGUUAUUAUUGUAGUGCGGCCGUGUGCGGAUAUUCGCGAGUGUACCAUCAACGGGUUAAUAAUGGUCAUGACGUCCGAAUACGGUGCUUAAGUGUCGGAUUGGGGAAAACAAAAAUUUCUAUAUUUUUUUUUCCGGCGCAAAUGUUUCAACCGGAAACGAUAUUUUUCGCGUUUUAACGGUGUCCACGGCCGGCCCUUCUCGAAAGAGGAUUACACGUCCGGCGCGGCCAAAAAAGGAUUAAUAUUUAAUAAGACAUGCGAAUUUCAGACAUCGGUGGCGAAGUCGGUGUAAACGACAUGGAGCCCCAGCCGCGGUCACGGUGAUGGUGACUGAAUAGGAGUGCGACUGGGGUGCACAUGGGUUGCUCGUCCAACGGCAAAGAAUUAUUUAAGCAUCAGAGUUGCGCGGCCGAAGAGAGUAACACUGUGUCGUCGGACCGCCUGCUCCAAGACCAGCGUCGAUCGGAUAAUUCAAAUGCACGGGAUGCGAGGAAUCCGGAAAGGAACAGUGGUUUACUGGUGACCAGGUUACUGAAUAUCUCGUCAGAAAUGUGGGACAAUUGUUGCCGCCGCCGGAGAGGUUCUCCCACAGACGUGUCCAGAGGCACGGGUGGAGAUGCUUAUUCGCCGAUCAACAGAAGUGAUUCGCCACUUGCUCAGACUCCUGAAAACAGCUUCGUGUUUGGCUGCUCCAAGCACAUGCAAGAUGUUCGGCCAAACUCUACUUUGAAAAAGAUAUUGUUAGUGGCGCCAAAAGAGGACUCGGUUUGGCAAACUAUGGAAACGGUAGCUGGGCAUUUAGACUGGGCGGUGGACCGUGUGAACAGCUCCGAGGAGGCAUUAGAGUGUUUCCACAAAGGAAACAGCGUGCCGGCAGUGGUGUUCGUAGAUUGCAGAUACCAAAACGACAAAGCCGUGGAUGGCCAUCAAAUAGCGAGGUCGUUGCGGUCAAUGAAAAGGAACGCUCACGUCGUACUCGUAGCUUUGGUCAGGAAAAGCCUGGUCGAGAGAAAUGAAAAAGACGUGACAUCAAUAUUGGCCAGUGGAUUUAACAAAAUCAUUGUGGAAACGUACAAUAAAAAUUUGUGGAUCAAGGAGUUACAACAGCUGGAAAGGGAGGACAUGGCCGUCCGAUCCAUGUUGGCUCAGCAGGACGCAGUCUUAGCGGCUAUGGACAAAACCAAAGACCUAGUCAUUAUUACUGACCUCAAGCACAACAUACAAUACAUGAACAAGUCGGGUACGUCCAUCCUGGGCUACGGCGCUGAGGACAUGCUGAACAAACCGUUGCCACUGUUCCAUCAGCUCGGUGAAAUCGAUCAGAUAACCAAGAAGCUGGAGAAGAACAUCGAGUGGGAAGGCAAAGUGUCGUGGAAGUGCAAAAACGGCGAACACGUCUACCUCCAGUGCCGAGCAUUCCCGUUCAGAGCAUUUGGGAAAGAGACUACGAAUUAUGUAUACGUCCAAGAAACCAUAGGCGACGGUCACGGAUAUCCCAGAGGAAGUGUACCGUCCAUUCGCAAAGGAUCAUACGAUCUUAAAUCUAUCAACAGCGAUGGCGCUCAGUCAGCUAGAAGACAAAGUUUGGCCAAACUUCACAACUUGCCUCUAGAAGCACCCAUCACCAAAGUGAUAUCGUUGAUUUGUGCGGCCCAAGAGAAUUCCAGCGAUCAAGUGGUACAGAUCCUCGACAAAGUCGUAGACAUUUUGCGAGUCACCGAACUUUACUCGUCUCACCUGAAAACAGAAAACAUUAAGUACGAUGAUCCUGUUACUUCGGACUUGAUCGGCGCUCUAAUCACGCAAGGUCCUAUGCACGUGACGUCCACUAGAAGGAGCUCCAACGAUUCGGCCACGGUCAAGCACCAACCGUACGGGUUGAGCCUGGCCAAGACAAACUUCAUGUCUAGCGUAACGCCUCAAAUCAAAGAGCUUUUAGACAUGUCUCUGUAUUGGGAUUUCAACAUUUUCAAACUCGAAGAACUUACCAUGAAAAGGCCGUUGGUGCAUUUGGGAAUGAAUUUACUCACACACUUUGAAGUGCACAAGACGUUGGGCUGUGACGAACGCGUUCUGCAAGGGUGGUUAACUGUGGUCGAGGGACACUAUCAUUCCAAGAACACUUACCACAAUUCUACACACGCCGCGGACGUGCUUCAAGCGACUGCUAUGUUCUUGGAGAAGGAUCGCAUUAAACGACUAUUGGAUCAAUUGGACCAGGCUUGCUGUCUGAUCGCCGCCAUCACUCACGAUAUAGAUCAUCCUGGUAAAUCGAGCGCUUUUUUGUGCAAUUCCCAAAACGAUUUGGCCCUCUUGUACAACGACAUAAGCGUCUUGGAAUCGCAUCAUGCCGCCCUCACGUUCAAACUCACCAUCAAAGACGAUCGGGUGAACAUUUUCAAAGGUCUAGAAAAGGAUACUUACAAAGUGGUCAGACAGAAUAUUAUCGAUAUGAUAUUAGCCACUGAAAUGACUAAACACUUUGAGCACUUGGCCAAGUUUGUCAGUGUCUGUAACAAACCUUCGCAACAGGACGAUGCGACAGCCGACGGUUUAUCUCCAAGUGAAGUCGGUCCGGAAAUGGUGACUCCGACCAGCGCAGAAGAAGUGAAUCUAGUUAAAAGGAUGUUGAUUAAAUGUGCAGACGUUUCGAAUCCGACCAGACCGUUAAAACAGUGCGUGGAAUGGGCUAAACGCAUUGCCGAAGAAUAUUUCAAUCAGACUGACGAAGAAAAAAUCAACCAUCUGCCCGUCGUGAUGCCAAUGUUUGACAGAGCCACUUGUUCCAUACCGAAGUCGCAAAUAGGAUUUAUGGAUUACAUCAUAAACGAUAUGUUUGAAACUUGGGACUCGUUCAUAGACAUGCCGGAGAUGUUGUACUACAUGCGGACCAAUUAUCAAUAUUGGAAAGACUUGGAAGAAAAAGGCACCAUCAGCACCAGCGAAGUGUGCAAAACGUCUUUACCGCACAUAACGCUGCCCAAAAUUCCGGAAACCAACGGCAACAGUAAUUGAGAACAUCAUGUCAAUGUACUACAGUCUACAAUAUUGUAUUCUUAUCUUAUUGUAUAUAUUGACUUCAGUAUUUCGAGACACUCAUCUCUCCUAUGUUACAGCGAAACGGAUCGUUAGGGCACAAAUAUAUAAUAUAUAUAUAUAUAUAAUUAUUAUCCUGAAAUUUGUAUAUUAAAAUAGUAUAUAUCAUAUUGCCCUGUCAAAUGUGUACCAAACAAUGCCAAGUAUUGAAAAUUUGUGUUUAGUUUCUUCGAGUGUUAUACUACUACUACUUAUAUAAUAUAUAUAUAUACAUAUAAAUAGGUUUAAUAAAAUUUACAUUAUUAAAUAUCAUUAAAUUACAAAACCUUUUACUUAAGUGGUAUAUUAAUUAUUAUCAUAAGGUUGUGCGUCUUGAAGAUAAUAAUAUCAUAAUAUUACUUAUACUUAAUUUUAAUAUCACUUAAAUGCAUUAUAAUAUUAUUAUUAUUAUUAUUAUUAAAACGCGGUAAACGUCAUCAUACUUGUUACCAUUAGGUUUAUGUACCAUAUUACACUAAAAGUGUGUUUUAUUUAUUAAAUUAUUUAUCUAAUAUUAUCGUUUUAUGUGUAAAAAUAGAGCACAAGACCCUUCUUCUGCCGGGCCAUUGGACAUAUACCUCUGUUGACAAUUAUUACUCUUAUUAUUAGGUAUUAUUAUCAUUACUAUUAUAAUAAUUAGUAAUUAGUUGUACCUUGAAAAAAUACCCUUUGCCGUGGCGAUACAAUUUAAUAUGUCAUAUUGAUACAUCUGCUAAGGGUCUAGUUAUCCGUGCAAUGUGAUUGCCUAUCCAACCCCUCGAAUUACUACAUAACAUUACCUACUUUAUAAUUUAUAAUAUUGGCAUUCGGUACCCCGUCGAAUGUUUAUCGAUACUACUUGAGACUUUGUUUUAUUAGUUUUAAUUUAAAAAAAAUCGUGCAAUUUUAGUGUACUACUUAUAACUUAUUGCUAUAUAAUAUGCAAUGAGCAUAUCUUGAGCAUAUCUUAAGAAUAAAAAUCCCCAAAAAUUCGGUUAUACGCCCAGUUGGAUAACUUUUGACAAUAUUACAACCUAUACAACUUGUACAAAUUAAAUUUAUUCUUAAUUUUAGCAUGAUUUUUGUUAUUGUAUUAUUAUUGUACUACUCCAUUGGACCGUGGUGCCGCCUUAAUGUUGUAUUGCAGAAAUAUAAUUUAUUAUUUUAUUAUUCUAUUUUUAGUUCAUUAUUUGUUUUUAUACUUGUUUUUUUACUUUAAAUUUAUACAUUUAAUGACUUUGUAUAUAUAUAUAUAUAUAUCUAUACCUGUAUUCAUAAUGCUUAUUAAUAUUUUUACCUAAGCUACCCCUUAGGCUACUUCUGAAUGGUCGCCAUAAUAUUUUUAACUAUAUUAAUUAUUAUAUUUAAACGAGCAAAAUAAAAAUGUAUAACAGUAUAUUAUUAUAAUAUUAAUAAUUCAAUAUAAAAUCAGAUUAU
Molecule: messenger RNA, 4563 nt
Organism: Adelges cooleyi (spruce gall adelgid)
Lineage: Eukaryota; Metazoa; Arthropoda; Insecta; Hemiptera; Adelgidae
Gene: Pde8
Product: high affinity cAMP-specific and IBMX-insensitive 3',5'-cyclic phosphodiesterase 8
Exons: 20
Coding region: 430-3087 (885 amino acids)
Biological process (GO): positive regulation of ERK1 and ERK2 cascade; signal transduction
Molecular function (GO): 3',5'-cyclic-nucleotide phosphodiesterase activity
Source: RefSeq, a predicted model, not a curated record